UCCCACGCAUGUGCCCCGCACGUGUCUACUGAAAUGUCUCUCGCUCAAGAUCUUCGUGCACCUUUCCCUCCCGCCCUUCGUCUUUCUCCCUGUGUCCGAUCUCGAUGAUCUGGUGCCUGAUCUGGUACCAAUCUUCUAAGCCCUAACUCCAGAAUUCAGUCAUUUGACGACUUACGUAGGAUUGGAGAGCUACAGAGAUGGCUUUCAUGGCAGUCUUGGAGUCAGAUCUCCGCGCUCUCUCCGCCGAAGCUCGCCGUCGGCACCCCGCUGUCAAAGAGGGCGCCGAGCACGCCAUUUUAAAGCUUCGUUCAUUAUCAAGUUCCAGUGAAAUAGCGCAUAAUGAGGACAUUCUACGAAUUUUUUUGAUGGCUUGCGGGGUCAGAACUGUCAAGCUGAGUGUUAUUGGACUUUCAUGCCUACAAAAGCUCAUAUCUCACGAUGUGGUUGCUCCAUCAGCUCUAAAAGAAAUACUUUCAACACUUAAAGAUCAUGCUGAUAUGGCAGAUGAAACCGUUCAACUUAAGACCCUUCAGACUAUAUUAAUAAUAUUUCAAUCACGUUUACAUCCUGAAAACGAGGAGAAUACGGCCCAAGCUCUUGGUAUCUGUCUUCGGCUUCUUGAAAGUAACCGAUCCUCUGAUAGUGUGCAAAAUACUGCUGCAGCUACCUUCAGGCAAGCAGUGGCCCUAAUUUUUGAUAAUGUGGUGUGUGCUGAGUCUCUUCCCACAAGCAAGUUCAGUUCUGGAGGUCAAAUCUCUAGAACUGGUACAGUUACUGGUGAUGUUAAUCGCGGCAUCAGCCUUUCCGAGUCAUUGGAGAAUGAAUUUGUCUCCGGAGGGCAAUCAUUGAUGAGGGAGACCCUAACUAAAGAUGGAAAGCUUGGACUUCGUUUGCUUGAAGACCUGACAGCUCUUGCUGCAGGUGGAUCUGCAAGUUGGUUACGUGUCAAUUCGCUUCAACGGACGUUCGUGCUUGAUAUACUUGAAUUCAUUUUAUCCAAUUAUGUGGCUGUUUUCAGAACCUUGGUUCCCUAUGAGCAGGUUUUGCGGCACCAGAUAUGUUCACUUCUAAUGACUUCAAUUCGUACCAAUUCUGAGUUUGAAGGAGAAGCAGGAGAGCCUUAUUUUCGACGCUUGGUUUUGCGGUCAGUUGCUCAUAUUAUCCGGCUUUACAGUUCAUCCCUUAUCACUGAAUGUGAGGUUUUCCUUAGUAUGUUAGUGAAGAUUAUCUUUCUCGAUUUGCCAUUAUGGCAUCGAAUUCUUGUUCUUGAGAUCUUGCGGGGGUUUUGUAUGGAGGCACGGACAUUGCGGGUUCUCUUCCAGAACUUUGAUAUGCAUCCCAAGAAUACAAAUGUUGUGGAGGGUAUGGUUAAAGCUCUUGCUAGGGUUGUUUCAAGUGUACAGUUUCUAGAGACAAGUGAAGAGAGCCUGGCAGCUGUUGCAGGGAUGUUCAGCAGCAAAGCUAAAGGGAUUGAGUGGAGUCUUGAUAAUGAUGCAUCCAAUGCUGCAGUCUUGGUUGCUAGUGAGGCCCAUUCGAUAACUUUGGCAGUUGAAGGUCUGUUGGGUGUGGUCUUUACAGUUGCUACUUUGACAGAUGAAGCUGUGGAAAUUGGGGAGCUUGAAUCUCCCAGAUCUGAUAAUGAUCCACCCGCAAAAUGUACUGGGAAAACUGCUGCUCUGUGCAUCUCAAUGGUUGAUUCUUUGUGGUUGACCAUUCUUGAUGCUUUGUCCCUUAUUUUGUCCAGGUCACAAGGAGAGGCCAUUAUAUUGGAAAUUUUGAAGGGAUACCAGGCAUUCACUCAGGCAUGCGGGGUUCUUCGUGUCAUAGAGCCUUUAAACUCUUUUCUAGCAUCUCUUUGCAAAUUUACAAUCAAUUUCCCCAGUGAAGCAGAAAAAAAGAGCAGUGCGUUACAGUCGCCUGGGUCAAAACGCUCUGAACCAUUAGUUGAUCAAAGGGACAGCAUUGUGCUUACUCCUAAGAAUGUGCAGGCCUUGAGAACUCUCUUCAACAUUGCUCAUCGAUUGCUUAAUGUGUUGGGACCAUCCUGGGUUUUGGUGUUAGAAACUCUAGCAGCUCUUGACCGUGCAAUCCAUUCUCCACAUGCCACCACACAGGAGGUCUCCGCAGCAGUCCCAAAGCUGAUGAGAGAAUCAUCUGGUCAAUACAGCGACUUCAAUAUUCUCUCUUCUUUGAAUUCUCAGCUUUUUGAGAGCUCGGCAUUGAUGCACCUAUCUGCCAUUAAGUCUCUUCUUUCUGCACUGCAUCAGUUGUCACAUCAAUGUGUGGCGGUGGCUUCAAGUGCUUUUGGACCAGCGUCAAGUCAAAAAUUUGGAAGCAUCAGUUUUUCAGUGGAGAGAAUGGUUUCGAUCCUUGUUAAUAAUUUGCACAGAGUGGAGCCAUUGUGGGAUGAAGUUGUUGGCCACUUUCUUGAGCUUGCAGAUAAUUCUAAUCAGCACUUACGAAAUAUGGGACUUGAUGCAUUGGAUCAAUCAAUAUGUGCUGUUUUAGGUUCGGACCAGUUCCAGGACAGUACACCAUCUGGAUCCCGUAGGACAUCUGAAGAGAUGGGAACCAGGCUUGCAGAGUUGAGAUCACUUGAAUGUUCUGUCAUAUCUCCAUUGAGGGUUCUUUAUUUUUCUACUCAAAACAUCGAUGUUCGUGCUGGUUCUUUGAAAAUUCUACUUCAUGUAUUAGAGAGGCAUGGAGAAAACUUACACUACAGCUGGCCUAAUAUUCUUGAAAUGUUGAGGUCUGUAGCAGAUGUGUCAGAAAAGGAUCUUGUCACUCUGGGAUUCCAGAGCCUACGAGUCAUUAUGAAUGAUGGACUUUCAACUAUACCGGCAGACUACCUUCAUGUGUGUUUAGAUGUGACCGGGGCCUACAGUGCUCAAAAGACAGAGUUGAAUAUAAGCUUGACUGCAGUCGGCCUCUUAUGGACUGCAACUGAUUUCAUUGCGAAGGGGCUUGUUCAUGGGCAUGGGGGGGAAAAGGAAACAGGAAUUUUGGAUGUGCAUUCUAUUCCAAAGCAAAUGGAUGGUGAAAAAACAGAAGAACUAGCACUCAACAUUUCUUAUACUGUGAACGAGCAAUCUUCCCUGAUAAAUAUAGUUGACUGCAACAAGUUGCUAUUCUCCGUUUUCUCGUUACUUCACAAGCUUGGAGCUGAUGAUAGGCCAGAGGUCAGGAAUGCAGCUGUCAGGACACUUUUUCAAACUCUCGGAAGUCAUGGGCAAAAACUAUCAAAAAGUAUGUGGGAGGAUUGUCUUUGGAAUUAUGUUUUCCCUACAUUAGAUCGUGCUUCUCACAUGGCUGCUACUUCAUCAAAAGAUGAAUGGCAAGGGAAAGAACUUGGAACUCGUGGAGGAAAAGCUGUUCACAUGCUCAUACAUCAUAGUCGUAACACUGCUCAGAAACAGUGGGAUGAGACACUUGUACUGGUCCUGGGUGGAAUAGCUCGAAUAUUACGAUCUUCCUUUCCUUUUCUCAAAACCUUAAGCAAUUUCUGGUCUGGAUGGGAAUCUCUGCUCCUUUUUGUAAAGAAUAGCAUUUUAAAUGGUAGCAAAGAGGUUGCUCUCGCUGCAAUUAAUUGUUUACAGACAACUGUUCUUUCUCAUUCUCUUAAGGGAAACUUGCCGGAGCCAUACCUUAACUCAGUACUUGAUGCAUAUGAGUUUGUUCUUCAGAAGUCACCAAACUACAGCGAUAAUACAGCCUGCAAGGUCAAGCAGGAGAUUUUACAUGGUCUCGGAGAACUAUAUGUCCAAGCACAAAAGAUGUUUGAUGAUAGCAUGUAUACACAGUUGCUAGCAAUCAUAGAUUUGGUGGUUAAGCAAGCCAUAAUAACUACUGAUAGCUUUGAAACUGAAUUUGGACACAUUCCACCCAUACUACGGACUGUACUGGAAACCUUACCGCUGUUAUGUCCAACUGAGCACAUUUCUUCAAUGUGGCUUACUCUCCUUCGGGAGCUUUUGAUAUAUCUUCCAAGAGCUGAUUCUCCCUUACAAAAUGAGGAAGAUGAAUCAGAGCAUGCCAGCACGAGUGAUCAUAUGCGAGAUGCCAACAUGAAGACAGUUGAUGACAUACCUAAUGGCACUGCUUCCAUAUCACAAACCAAAGUGGAAGCUCCAUCUCUGAGUUCUGGUUCAACAACAGCUUUACCAGCAGGAAUCCCAAGUUAUCUGUUUGCUGAAAAGCUUGUUCCUGUGCUGGUAGAUCUUUUCCUACAGGCACCAGAAAUUGAGAAGUAUAUCAUAUUUCCUGAGUUAAUUCAAAGUCUUGGAAGGUGUAUGAUGACAAGGAGAGACAAUCCAGAUGGUGCACUUUGGAGAAUAGCUGUUGAAGGCUUCAACCACAUUCUAGUUGAUGAUGUCAGUAGAUUAACUGUUAAUGGUGGACCAACUUCAAAUAUUAGUAAACCUGCACGAACAUGUAUCUGGCAAGAAGUUGCAGAUGUUUGUGAAAUAUUCCUCGUUGGAUAUUGUGGGAGGGCUCUUCCUUCCAGUUCUCUGUCACCUGUAGCACUAAGGGCUGAUGAGUUGCUUGAGAUGGCCAUCCUAAACAUUCUUGGUGACAAUAUUCUUAAGUCACCAAUUGAUGCACCUCUAAAUAUUCUGCAACGACUAGUUUCCACCUUGGACCGUUGUGCAUCACGCACGUGCUCGUUGCCUGUUGAGACUGUGGAACUUAUGCCUUCCCACUGUAGCAGAUUUUCCUUAACUUGCUUACAGAAGUUAUUUACCUUGAGCAGCAAAGAAACCGACAAGUGGAAUUUGACGAGAUCUGAAGUCAGCAAAAUCUCAAUCAUGAUGCUCAUGACCAGAUGCGAAUACAUCUUGAACAGAUUUCUCGCUGAUGAGAAUGACUUAGGGGAACGUCCAUUGCCAGCAGCUAGGCUUGAAGAAAUAAUCUUUGUCCUUCAACAACUGGCCUGUCUGAUUAUUCAUUCGGACACAGCAUCCGUUCUUCCCUUGGAUCCAUACUUGAAAAGUGGACUAGCAGAGGAAAACCACGACAAACGUCCACAUCUACUUGUUCUAUUUCCCUCUUUCUGUGAGCUCGUUAUAUCAAGAAAUGCAAGAAUAAGAGAGCUUGUGCAAGUACUUCUCAGACUCAUCACCAAGGAGUUGGCACUUGAAAAGCUUGAGACUGGCUCAAUUUUUGAAGGACGACUUGAAGACGCACUGGAACCUGAGCUGCAGUUUGAAAUUAUUUUGUUUUAUUUUUUGGGGGCCACUACCCCAAUUGCUUACUAAUAUUAAAUUGUAUGAAGGCUUGUAGACUAAUAUUAACCUGCUGGGAGGGGGACUAUUUGUCAAGGGCUUCUUUCGAAUGUAUUCUAGUGUCAACUUAUUUAUAUAUAGUUCAAGUAGAUUUGACGUUU
Messenger RNA from Corylus avellana, 5383 nucleotides. Its product is annotated as ARM repeat superfamily protein. The record is from RefSeq and is a predicted model, not a curated record. Lineage: Eukaryota; Viridiplantae; Streptophyta; Magnoliopsida; Fagales; Betulaceae.